Aedes aegypti (yellow fever mosquito) is the source of this 1683-nucleotide messenger RNA. RefSeq names its product protein msta. Bases 141 to 1643 code for a protein of 500 amino acids. The transcript is spliced from 7 exons. The record is from RefSeq and is a predicted model, not a curated record. Lineage: Eukaryota; Metazoa; Arthropoda; Insecta; Diptera; Culicidae. Gene Ontology annotation, molecular function: protein binding.
CUGGUUUGAUCAUUCGCUCGAAGAAUUCACAACGUGACGGGUGCGAACGAGCAUGUGUUAACGGCGCUACCGUGGUGAUCCAGUAACGUAUUUUUUUUUUUGGAGCCGUCGGUUUUCGAUAGUGGGUGUUGAAAGUGGAAAUGGCACGGUUCGAGGAAAAUUGUGAGAUUUUGGAAUCGGACGAAUUGGGGCGAUAUUUAGUGGCCAAACGGGACCUAGCGCGUGGACAACAAAUACUGGUAGAACAACCGAUCGUCGUUGGACCGUACUGGGAUUCGGGGAUACGCUGUUUGAACUGCUUCAGGAAUUCGUGCACUAUUUGCAGAAAAUGCAAAAGAGCACCCCUAUGCUUCGAUUGCACGACCCACAAUGAGACGGAGUGCGAGUUCUAUCUCAACUCCGGACUGAACAUCAAUUUCCUGUUCGAUCAUUUCAACGUUGUUACGCCGGUGCGUUGUCUGCUGCUAGCUUCAUCAAAUCGCGCCAAAUUCGAUGAAAUGAUGACCAUGGAGGCACACACAGAAGAAAGACGAGAUACGGAUAUAUGGAACGCGCAUGAGAAAAAAGUCGUUCGCCCUUUGCUGGAAAACAAAGCGUUCGAUGGGAAGAUGGAAAACUUAAAAGUGACCAGUGAGUUAAUCCAGCGAAUCUGUGGAUUUUUCGACGUUAACUCGUUUGAAAUUCGUGGCAACAUGGAUGACGCGCAACAAGAAGAGAGCUUGAUACGGGGUCUGUAUCCAAAGGCGGCACUCAUGGCACACAACUGCGUAUCCAACACGUUGAUAUCGGUCGACGGAGAUGCAAACCUCAGACUUUACGUGACGACACCGGUUAAGAAAGGCGAAAUGCUGUUCUACAAUUACACCAGAAGUUUGUUUGGAACAUUCGAACGGAGAACACAUCUCAAGCUUGGAAAAUAUUUCGUUUGUACGUGCAGUCGGUGCGAGGAUCCUACCGAGCUGGGAACGCAUUUGAGCUCCGUCAAAUGCACAGGAUGUGAUGAUGGUCUGUGCUCGUACUAUGCCGAAGAAAAUAAAUGGCGCUGUAACAAGUGUGCGAAGGAACUUGAGGAAACAUAUGUCAAUAAUGUACUUUCGGACGCCAGGAAGGAUGCAUUCGAGUGUGCCAACAACAUAGACGAACUGGAACGUGUUAUAGCCAAACACUCCGAAACACUGCAUCCGUGCAACUCUAUCAUCCUGGAACUGAAGCAAUCCCUCGCCGGAGAAAUCCGAAAUCUUUGCCUGUUUUCCCCACCCUCCAAAGUAACCGAAAAAUUAUUGUUACGGAAAUUUCAUCUGUGCCAGGAAAUGCUCACGAUCUUGCGCGUGCUGGAACCGGGCAUUUCCCGGCUCACCGGAAUAGCACUGUAUGAGUACCACGUGGCGCUGUGGGAUCUAGCAAGGAAGAAGUUCGAAAAUAAGGUGAUCUUUGUGAAAGAACUGCUGGAAGAAUUAGCCAAAGCCGAAGGGGGUCUAAAGGAAUCUAUCAGUAUGUUACUCUUUGAACAUCCAUCAACACCGGAAGGCCAGUUAACCAAACGAGCAAUGCGCGAUCUGAAGGACCUACGAGAGGAAAUAAAACAAACGCAAGCAAUUGUUCCUGAGAUUAAGAAUGGUCAGAAGGUAGUUAAAGUUAACUAGUGUAAUCAAUAUUUAUUAUACAACUUCGUGCAACACAUCA